GAUAUAAACAAAAUAUAAUAGUUAAUAAUUAAAAUAGUAAAUACAAUUUAUAGUUAUUUAUUCUUAAAUUUAAACACAAUAAAUGUGUAACAUUAGGAAUAGUUGAAGAACAAUGUAUUAAUUACUUUAUAUUUUAAUUAUUAUUAUUUCGUUGUACUAAAAAUAUUUAUAAUUAAGCUUCAAUAACUCUAUAUAAUGUGUGGAAUAUCUAGAAGUUUGAAAAACGUACCCAAAACUUCAUAUUUUAUUACAACACCAAUAUUUUAUGUCAAUGCAAGCCCUCAUAUUGGACAUCUUUAUAGUGCUUUAAUUGCCGAUGCUUCUGCGAGGUUUCAAAAGCUCAUAAAUCCCAGUAUAAAUAUUCUCUUUAGCACUGGUACCGACGAACACGGUCUGAAAGUGCAAAAGGCUGCCGAAGCGAAUAAAAUGUCUGUAGAUAAAUACUGCGACAUAAUUUCCAACAGUUAUCGAAGCACAUUCCAAACGUUCGACGUCGGUCACACGUCUUUUAUCAGGACCACGUCGGAUAGGCAUAAGAAGUGUGUAAGUCGAUUUUGGGACAAAAUACGACCUCACAUGACCGAAGGCAAGUACACAGGAUGGUAUUGUAUGGCGGAUGAAACGUUUUUAUCGGAAGACCAAAUCGAACGGACCAACGAUGGUGUCCGGGUGAGUAAAGAAUCCGGACGACCCGUGGAAUGGGCAGAAGAAGACAAUUAUAAAUUUGACUUGCGCCCGUUCAAGGAAGACCUUCAAAACUGGUUAAGUGAUCCGCACAGGAUAAAACCAAAAGUAUUCCACGAUAUACUGUGCAGGGAAGUGAACGAUUUGUACGAAAUAUCGCUGUCGAGACCGAAGAGCCGGGUGGAUUGGGGCGUACCGGUGCCCGGCGACAGUGGCCAAACCGUUUAUGUAUGGUUAGACGCUCUUGUCAACUAUUUAACCGUGUCCGGUUACCCGGACGGGGGUUUUUGGCCUCCGGACGUGCACGUGUGCGGCAAAGACAUUCUGAAAUUCCAUGGUGUGUUUUGGCCGAUAUUUUUGAUUGCUGCCGGACUGCAGCUACCAAAGCGGAUUUUCGUACACUCCCACUGGAAAGUCGACGACGAAAAGAUGUCGAAGACCAAAGGCAACGUAGUGGACCCCGUCGGAGCCGGCCGCGCAUACACAGAGUCGGGCCUCAGGUAUUUCCUCCUCCGAGAAGGUACCGCACACAGCGAUGGUAACUACAGCGAUGUCAAGAUCAGAAGAAUACUGAAUUCCGAGUUGGCCGACACCAUGGGCAAUCUUUUGAACCGUUGUUGCGGCAAAGCUAUAAAUCCCCAUCUAAUCUACCACAAAUCCAAUCCAGAAGCCUUUAUGAACCUGUCGACUGACCCGAAUUUCAGAGAACUCGACCAACGGUUGAACAAACUCGCCGACGUUGUAGCCGGUCAUUACGAAGAGUUGAACUUUUACAAAGGAAUAGAUGAAAUCGUAGCCACAUUGCAAUGCUGUAAUCGAUUUUUCGAACAUAACAGACCUUGGGAAUUGGCCAAAAGCGACGACUUGGACAAAUUGUCGUCUAUACUACACGUUACUUUAGAAACAUUAAGAAUGUCCGCAAUAACUCUGCAACCCAUUGUACCCGCGUUGGCCGAUAGGUUACUAAAUAAAUUAAACGUAGACAAUCGAAAUUGGGAUCAAAUAAAGCCCAAUUGGAUCGACAAUAAUGAAAUUGUUAAUCCUAAUUGUUUACAAAAUAAAAACAUAAUAUUGUUUAAAAGACUAAUAAUUAGUUAAAUGUUAUAUUCGUUAAAUAUUGUAAAUGUGUUGAAAUUAAAAAAAAACAAUAAUAAUAGUUAUUCAAAAUGUUAUUGUUGUGUAUUGAUAAAUAAUGAAAUACCUACUUUUACGAUGUUAUAUUAUUUGACAAUCAAAUGGGUAGUUCAUUCAUUAAGGUUUUAGUACUUCGCAGUUAGGCCACGCUGAACUUUGAAUUGUUCGACUAAUAAGAAUUUUUUUUUCUAAAAACGUUUCCAUGAGAAAUAUAACAAUGUGUUAAUCGUGUUAAUAAUAAGAAGAAGAUAAGAAAUAUAACAUACAAAAACUUUUUUUUUUUAUGCAUGUUUGUUAGAGAUUUCACAUCUUGGGCGCAAACCUAAGAUAUGGGUAAAGUGACUAUACAGAUAAAAUGACGUAUGUAGUCAUAACUCAUAAAUAAUCUAUUUGUAGUAGAAAUCAUUUUAUAUUAUCCCAUUAGAAUAUAAAAUUUUAAACUAAAGGAUGUCCCAAAAUUAAAAAAUAAUUA
Adelges cooleyi (spruce gall adelgid) is the source of this 2290-nucleotide messenger RNA. RefSeq names its product methionine--tRNA ligase, mitochondrial (gene MetRS-m). The transcript is spliced from 2 exons. Lineage: Eukaryota; Metazoa; Arthropoda; Insecta; Hemiptera; Adelgidae. The record is from RefSeq and is a predicted model, not a curated record. Bases 196 to 1782 code for a protein of 528 amino acids. Gene Ontology annotation, molecular function: ATP binding; methionine-tRNA ligase activity. Gene Ontology annotation, biological process: methionyl-tRNA aminoacylation.